AUGAGAAUUGUGAAUAAUAACAAUCAGGGCACCUACUCAUGGACUGAUAAUGACCACACCCACGAUGUAUACAGAGCAUCAUUGGCAUUUGCGAUUUUGGCUUGGAUCGUCAAUAUUGUCGCUUUAGUAUUUAUGACAUUAGGUCUACUCGGUAUUCUCACAAAGAUUCCACUACUUCCAACAGUUACAAAAUUCUUGCCACUACUCAUUUUCUUCUUUAGUUUCCUCAGUUUCAUUAUUUUCCUUGGACUACCAAGAGCAAUGAAAAAAGAUUGUGAAACCUACAAUCAAUCUAAAUGCUAUAAUGAUAGAGUAAAACAACUAAUAGGUUCAGAUUCCCUUGGUAGUUGGCAUCCAAUUCAAGGUUGGGCAUGUGCAAUUAUUGCAUCUGCAUUUUCUUUAGGUAUAAGUAUUAUUUCAAUUCUACUUGUUAAAUUCGAUGAAAAAUAA
Messenger RNA from Heterostelium album PN500, 450 nucleotides. RefSeq lists its product as uncharacterized. Bases 1 to 450 code for a protein of 149 amino acids. The record is from RefSeq and is a predicted model, not a curated record. The transcript is spliced from 2 exons. Lineage: Eukaryota; Evosea; Eumycetozoa; Acytosteliales; Acytosteliaceae.